Molecule: messenger RNA, 1704 nt
Organism: Arctia plantaginis
Lineage: Eukaryota; Metazoa; Arthropoda; Insecta; Lepidoptera; Erebidae
Source: the annotation of a GenBank genome assembly
AUGACCGAGUGGUAUAGAAUGAAAACGGGAUUCAUUAGCAAGAAUGAUUCUUCAGAAUUGUCUGCCGAAACAUCUUGCGAAAUGUCAGACUCCUUUAAUGCAUUUUCGGACAAUUUGAGUCCGAUUCCACCUUCCAUAGUGCCUAGAAAGUUGGAUUUUACUAAUAUGGAUGACGAUGACCAUCUUAAGGACGCUUCACAGCCUCCUGUUUCACAUAGCCCUCCAUACAAGCGGGUUAGAGCCCUAAGACUCUUCGACAGUCCACACACCCCAAAGACGUUGUUAGAGAAAUGUUCAACCCCCUCCCACCAUCCGGCGAGAUCCAGACUAUUUCCACCCAAAUUAAAUGCACAGUCGGGCAUGCCAUCAGGUUCCAGCCACCAUCUACAUCCACCAUCUGGGGAUGACGACAGCGCGCUCGGAAGCCUCCCACCAGACGAGUUCGAUGAAUCGCGCCUGGUCGUCAAGAGACCAGUCGCUAACAUUAAUCCAUUCACACCUGAUGGCCAAGCUUUGAACAAGAAGAAGCGAGCGCUGUCUAAAACACCAACUUGGGGUGAUCCUACACCGGAACAACCUGCUAAAAGGUUGAGGGAGUCCAACAUAUCCCGGUAUAAUGUGGAGUUCGUGGAGCUCGGUGAUCUGGGCCGCGGCUCGUUCGGUCGCGUGACGAAGUGCGUGAACAAGUUGGAUGGGUGCGUGUACGCGCUGAAGCGCUCGCUCCGGCCCGUGGCGGGCUCGUACGCGGAGCGCGCCGCACUCACCGAGGUGUACGCUCACGCCGCGCUCGGGAAACAUCCACAUGUUGUCAGGUACUACUCAGCAUGGGCUGAGGAUGACCAUAUGAUCAUUCAGAACGAAUACUGUGACGGUGGCUCCCUACAACAGAAGAUGGAAGAUGGACCUCUACAGGAGAGUGAAAUUCUCUUACUUCUGGCGCACAUAGCUGAUGGACUAGCUUACAUCCACUCCCUCCAACUUGUUCACAUGGAUGUGAAGCCCGGGAACAUAUUCAUCUGCAGUGGUGAGGGGGAGCCUUUCCAUGACUCUGAUGAUGGCUAUGACGAUGAUGAGCUUCAAUAUCAUCAUAAGUAUAAGAUCGGUGACCUGGGCCACGUGACCUGUAUAUCAUCACCUUCUGUGGAAGAGGGCGACUGUCGGUACCUACCCAAGGAGGUGCUCCAAGAAGAUUUCACACACCUCACUAAAGCCGACAUAUUUGCCUUUGGUUUAACAAUAUUCGAGGCAGCUGGUGGAGGUCCUCUGCCUAAGAACGGUCAAGAAUGGCAGGACAUCAGGGAAGGAAAACUUCCCGACUUGCCCAAUCUUUCCAGGGAGUUAAAUCAAUUGAUUAAGAAAAUGGUGGACCCGGAGCCGCAGGUCCGUCCGUCGGCGGCGCGGCUGCGGCGCCACCCGCUGCUGCACCCGGCCGGGAACAAGUCCAAGGCUCAGCUGCGCCGCGAGCUCGCCGCCGCCAACCAGAAGAACGAGCUGCUCGCGCGCAAGCUGCAGGAGGCCGCCAGGUGCAUAAAAUCCCUAACACCGAACUUGGUGGCCAAUCAAGAAUCGGCGAAAUUUCGCACGAGAUCAGCCAAAAGGUUACAGAAACCAAGAAUGGACAUCAACAUCGCUGAUAUGAUCCAAUCCGUGACGUCACCUAUCAGAAUAGAUCGCGCCAUGCACAGAAGAAUAAAGAAAGUAUAA